CAACAGUCCAUUUGUAGCUUGGUCCGAAGCAGGGUGCACCGGUACAUGCGGCGUCACCAGCUAGCUAGCCUCAGCCACUCAGGAGUCAGGUCAUACCAGCUUGUCUUUGAUUUUGAAGCUGCAAAACUAACAGUGUGGAACAAAAAAAUAUUCUUCGAUUCGAGAAAAGGUUUUUCGCUGGUAGAAGAAGAACACGGUGUGUAUCAUCAAUACAUACCAGUGACAUUACCUGGGGACUGGAAAACACAACAGGGAAGUGAAGAAGGACCUCCAGGCGGUAGCUGUAGUCGACUCGCCUGACUUCAAACCAAUCGACACCACCUUGGGAGUUUGGCAUCAGAUAAUUAUUUAUAUGGCUCGGCUUCCAACGCCGAGCACCCUAUUAAAUUUUAUUGUUGGAAGGCAUUCCACUUGGAUGAAGUGAGUUGCAACCAGCGAUUGCAGUUUCGGCUGGUCAGUGUGCGGAGGAUAUAUAGCCGUUGCGCUGGCGAAUACCGAAGAUGCUGGUCCCUGCUCUCGCUGCUCGCUUUCUUCAAGAACGUGCACUGGCAGGUGCGCAGGGAGUAUUAUGACGACCUGGGAUGCUGUGCGUGUGAGGACAGUUUGUCAGAGGGCGCACGAGUUUCACUGGUCGCCAUGCGUUCCGCCAAGCGGCUCUUGAUAGUCGUCACUGGCCUGCUUACAGUCGCUUUGAUUGUACUUCUUGAUGAGCAGCAGCAGAAGCAUCAACAGAAUGGACAACAGUUUGACGCUCGGCGGCGUAUUGUCAAGGACGGUGAUGAGCAGCUAGCGACACUUCGUGCACAGGGCGAGCACUAUGGCAAUGCUAAGAUACACAAAGAUCAUGAACAGAUGCAAGCAGCGAGCAGGCCUAAUGUGGACUUUGGCGUUGUGCCCAUGGCACGCUCCACUCGUUCACCGCCCAUGACGGCAUUGCCCAGAACGCGCCGACACGCACCGCCAAAGUGGGACGUGUGGAGGGCGUGGUCGACGGAUCCCGACCGCCUCUAUCCCAGGCCGGCGUUGGAGUCGAGUGAUAUGCGUGAUCUACUUCAAGACAUGGCCACACUGCCGAUCACCGCGGCGAAAGUAGGCUACCGGGGCACUCAGUUAAAAAUGCUGCUGACGUUGGAAGGCGGACAGGCAGUCGUGUUCAAACCUAGACGGUUUGAUCGCGACUUCACUAUUGUGGGUGAAACGUACGCAGGUUUUGAUCGACACAAUGCCGAGAUUGCAGGCUUUCAUCUUGAUGGUGUACUUGGAUAUCAGCGUAGUCCACCGGUUGUAGGGCGGGUACUGAACCUUCCCAGGGAGGUUCUUCCAGUCGCUGAGCCUCGUUUGAAAAGCACAUUCUUCUACCAAGGCAACAACAUCUGUUUUUAUGGCGUGUGUCGCUACUGUAAGCGUGAACUGGCAGUGUGUGCCAAGAAUGGCAUAAUGGAGGGAUCGGUUACAAUCUGGCUGGCGAAUAGUCCGCAGCUAAAAACAUGGCAACAUCCGUAUCAACGUACCUACAGUUCAACUCGUCGUGCAAGGUGGGAGACGGAUAAGUCCUACUGCGACAAGGCGGUGCUGAGCAAAGAUUUGUUCAAGAAAGGCCCACGGCUUCUGGACCUCCUUGAUGCCACCGUAAUGGACUAUUUAGUUGGCAACGCCGAUCGCCAUCACUAUGAGACGGUGCAGAAAUACGGUGACUCAGCAAGACUGCUUAUGAUGGACAAUGGCAAGAGCUUUGGAAAUGCCUACAAUGAUGAUGCGUCGAUUUUGGAGCCUCUUAAUCAAUGUUGUCGACUAAGAUCUUCUACGUGGAAACGGCUACAGGUGUUCGAAGAGCAGCGCGGUGCACACUCACUGUCGCAUGCACUCAACGCAUCAAUGAGUAUUGACCCGCUAUCACCAAUACUCUACAGCACACAUCUGAAAGCCAUUGAUCGUCGUCGUCGUGACGUCAUGGCUGCUGUGGAGAGGUGUAUCGUCAGGCGUGGUCGGGAUAAUGUGAUCAUUGAUGACAAGCCAGCCAACGAACAUACGUGAGAGUGUUGACACACACACACACAUACACACACGUACACACAUACACGCACACAUACACACAUCCACACACACAUCCACAUGCAGCAUACACACACACACACACACACACACACACACACACACACACACACACACACACACACACACACACUCACGCACACUCAUGGAUCUCUGAUACAUGUACGAGUACUAGUCUGCUCCGUGUGAUUAGGCAUUGUGCACUGAGCAUGUGAUUAGCCAUUGUGCACUGAGCAUGUGAAUUGAUUGUAAUUUUAACUGCUGAUUUUGUGCUUCUUAUUUUUGAACGUCGGGACUUUACUAGAGCUUAAUUUCUCUCAACUGCUCAGCUUGUGUUCUUCCACCAUAUUUGUACUUCUGUACUUACGCCACUCUGUACUUACUCCACUCUGUACUUACUCCACUCACCCCCACCGUUAGGCGCUGCAUCUGCCGCUAGGGUUUACAGGGUUUACCGGGUGUUAGCGGCCGUCGUGAGUUCCCUUCGGGAACGGACACGAUAAUUUACUUUUUACUUUACUUACUCCAUUGUUUAUAUGUAGGCAAGACGGUGAUGACGUGUACGAUGCUAAUAUUCAUUGUGUCCUUUUUGCACGCCAUUGGGAAAAUGAUUUUCUCAAGUGGACGUGCACAAGUUUAUGCCUUUCCUUACUUGUCCGUGUUCUUGUUUUGGUGUGGCCCUGCUGGAUCAGGCUGCUACUGCUAGAUUGAUAUCAUGUUGUUAUGUUGUUAUGUUUGGUCUUUACUUUUUUGUCAUUUUCUGUCGUGUACUGCACUGUACAACGUUACAUGUACCAUUCACUGCUACUA
Sycon ciliatum is the source of this 2862-nucleotide messenger RNA. Its product is annotated as glycosaminoglycan xylosylkinase-like. Gene Ontology annotation, biological process: protein phosphorylation. Gene Ontology annotation, molecular function: phosphotransferase activity, alcohol group as acceptor. Gene Ontology annotation, cellular component: Golgi apparatus. NCBI's taxonomy places the organism in Eukaryota, Metazoa, Porifera, Calcarea, Leucosolenida, Sycettidae. The coding region runs from base 637 to 2034 and encodes 465 amino acids. The record is from RefSeq and is a predicted model, not a curated record. The transcript is spliced from 9 exons.